Messenger RNA from Otolemur garnettii (small-eared galago), 1524 nucleotides. RefSeq names its product OTU domain-containing protein 5-like. NCBI's taxonomy places the organism in Eukaryota, Metazoa, Chordata, Mammalia, Primates, Galagidae. The coding region runs from base 1 to 1524 and encodes 507 amino acids. The record is from RefSeq and is a predicted model, not a curated record. Gene Ontology annotation, biological process: protein deubiquitination. Gene Ontology annotation, molecular function: cysteine-type deubiquitinase activity; K63-linked deubiquitinase activity. The transcript has a single exon.
AUGACUAUUUUCCCCAAAAAGAAGUCACCGCCUCCUGAUGCUGACGCCACUAACGAGCCGCCAACACCUGGGCCACUGCCUCCGGAGCCACACUGCAGCGGGGGUGUGGCCAUGAGCGGAGGUGGUGAUUGUGACCGUGACUUGGGUGUAGUGGGGGCCUGUGCUAGGGCUUCAUCACCACCUCAGGGCCCGCUACAAGGGCCAGAAGGUGCUACUCACAGCUGGGCUCUAGCUGUGCCAUCGGGUGCAGUGGCAGGUCCCCAGCCACAACAGGCCUCUCCUCCUCCUUGCAGGAGCCCUGGUGGUCCUGGCAGUGUUCCUGGGGAUGAGCUGGGUGCAGCAGCAGUGGCUGCUGGCAUGGGCGCUGCCAUAAGUGUGUUUGGCUGCUUCUCUGGGUUGGGACAUAGUAAGCGGCUCCGUCAAGCUGCAGGGAUUGGUGCUCUUGGUGAAGGCAGUCUUGAGGAAGAGGAGCCUGGCGCAGGUUACAAUAGUGAGGAUGAGUAUGAAGCAGCUGCUGCACGCAUUGAGGCAAUGGAUCCUGCUACUGUUGAGGAGCAGGAGCACUGGUUUGAAAAGGCCCUACUAGACAAGAAGGGCUUCAUCAUUAAGCAGAUGAAAGAGGACGGUGCCUGUCUUUUCCGGGCUGUAGCUGAUCAGGUAUACGGAGACCAGGAUAUGCAUGAGGUGGUGCGAAAGCACUGCAUGGAUUAUCUGAUGAAGAAUGCUGACUAUUUCUCCAACUAUGUCACAGAAGACUUUGCCACCUAUAUUAACAGGAAGCGGAAAAACGACUGCCAUGGCAACCACAUUGAAAUGCAGGCCAUGGCAGAAAUGUACAACCGUCCCGUGGAGGUAUACCAAUACAGCACAGAGCCUAUCAACACAUUACAUGGGAUAUAUCAAAAUGAGGAAGAACCUAUUCGUGUAAGCUACCAUCAGAAUAUCCACUAUAAUUCAGUGGUAAAUCCUAAAAAGGUCACCGUUGGUGUCGGGCUUGGCCUGCCAUCAUUCAAACCAGGGUUUGUGGACCAUUCCCUGAUGAAGAAUGUUAUAAAAACAUCAGAGGAAUCGUGGAUUGAGCAGCAGAUGCUGGAUGACAAGAAACAGGCUUCAGACUGGGAGGCCACAAACGCGGCCAUUGAGGAACAGGUGGCUCGCGAAUCCUACCUCCAGUGGCUGCGGGAUCAAGAGAAACAGUCUAGCCAAGUUCCAGGCCCCAGCCAGCCCCGAAAAGCCAGUGCUGCAUGCAGUUCAGCAACAGAAGCAGCCUCCAGUGACCUGGAUGAGUGGACCAUUGGGUCCCCGAUGCAUCGCAGUGCAGCCUCUUCACCAGAGCACCCUGAGCUGCAUGCUGAUCUGGGCAUGAAGCCCCUUUCCCCGGACACUGUUAUGGCUCUUGCCAAGCCUCCUUCGCCCUGUGCACUUGGUCUGAAUGACUGGGAUGAUGAUGAGAUCCUAGCAUCGGUGCUGGCAGUGUCGCGACAAGAAUAUUUAGACAGUAUGAAGAAAAAUAAAGUGCUCUGA